This is a messenger RNA of Anguilla anguilla (European eel), 5506 nucleotides long. Its product is annotated as trichohyalin-like. The record is from RefSeq and is a predicted model, not a curated record. Bases 4331 to 5476 code for a protein of 381 amino acids. The transcript has 10 exons. NCBI's taxonomy places the organism in Eukaryota, Metazoa, Chordata, Actinopteri, Anguilliformes, Anguillidae.
AAUUGCCAUUUUUGUCCCCUUGUUCUACUAACAGAACUCAACUUCAAAUAACCUCUUUAUUUUUAUAGUUAUCAAAGGGAUAAAUUAAAUUUCCAAAUUGCUUAGUAGGCAAAGCUUCAACCUUUAUCAGAAUGCACAACUCACAACCAAAUUAAUAUUAAUAAAUGUAUUAAAUUGCAACAAUAUACAAUGUAAAAUCUAAAGAUGAAGGUUCAAACUACCAUAACAAAUACCAGGUGUUACACGGACAGGAUACAGUCACAAAAGAAACAAAAGCAAAUGCCGAACCACAGCUUGUUUCUCCCAAGUUAGUCCCAAGUAAUCCAUGAUCAAAGUUCAAAAAACCAAAAGACAGGUGAAUAUUGUAUAAAAAGCCCUACUUUAUGUAGCUGUAAGAAGGGAGAAACACCCCCUCUUCUCCAAGCCUAUGCGUACUUAUGAUCAGGGGAGCAUGGCUGAGCUGACUGGGUGAGGUGUGGAAGGGUGGAGGUUUGGGAGAGGGGUCAGAAGGAGUGGCUUAUCUGAAAGUUGACAAAUUUACUUAUAAAAGUUGUCUUAUGUUGUUGGAACCAGGGCUUGAGCAAAAGAUUCAUGCUUUUAUCCUCUUUAUAAUGAGACCAAACAUGAAUAUGUGAGAGGUAAUCCAGCUCAGCUAUUGAGUACCUCAGAUAAAUGUACUUCUGCUUCUAACAACAGAGGUAGACAAAUAAUUGUAAAAUCCAGCCUAGUAGUAAUCUCCACCUUCAGGCAAAUAUUUUCCAUAUAACAAAAGCAAAAUCGCACUGUUGGCUUUCGUUUGAGACUGGAACUGAUUCUAAAAAUGUGGAUUUAAACUUUCAGGCCUCAACAACCAUUAUUUUAUAUUAACAUUACGAUGUCCAUUCAACGAUUUCAAUUAAAUGUCACAGAUUACAUUUAAACUUAAAAUCAAAAAGGACUAUGGCUGUGGUCUGUGGUCAUACUGUGUUUCACCCAGAAGGUCAUAAAGUAAUAAAACUUUCAAAGAAGAGAAAAUUCCAGGACACCCCAGAUUUGUAUACAUUUGCAAGACCCUCAGUAUUAUGACUCUAAUUGCCCCAAGGAUGUUUCCUUUGAAGUCUGUGGAGGGGACCGCAGGGAUAGAGAGAGAGCAUUCCCUUGAUCAAAACAGACCAAGCUACUCAAUCACAAGUGACACUGCCUGGGCUAUGAGCAAGUGUGCCAGAUCAAAUUAUAUUGUCUGUUUCUCAAAGGUGAUAAUCUAAAAAGUAGAUAUCUAAUAGACCCAACAUGCAGAUGUAAAGGGAAAGAUGUAUUUUCAGUUUUUUGUUAAUGGAAAGUGUAGCAUUUACAUCAGUGGGUAAGAAGGAGAUUGAAAAAAGCAUUAUUGCAUCAAAAUGCAUGAUUGCUUAUGCUUAUGUAUAACUAUGGUCCAUAUCUUGUUUGGUUGACCAGUCAGUCUGAAACUUUGAGGUUUGAAACUCCAAGUGCUCUGUUGUAUAAAAUAAAAUUGCACUGGUGAAAAUUUACCAUUUACAAACUUUCUUAUCUAAACACUCAUCCGCGGUUACUCUGCUAAUGAUAUAUGGACGGAAAUGUAACACAGGAAACAGACGUGUAGAGUAGGAUACACAUGGCUUGAGUUAUCCCAACGUUCUAUCUUUUUUCUUUAUUUUGUUCGAAGGUACCUUCAGUCAUAAUGGUCAGGAACAUCUGACUGGAGUUUGAGUGGCUGUGACACAGGAUGAAGUCAGGUUUGACUUACCUACCACAUGGUGGCCCCAAAGUGCAAGAAAUAUCUGUAUCCAUUACAGUGACAUCUAGUGGCCUUAGAUGCAUAUUCAAGUUAUUGAGAAUGAGAGAUGUUUUAAUUUCCCCUUAAGUAAGUAGUCAGAAAUACAUAGUACCAGACCACAUAAUGUUCCUAACAGAGCUACAUUUAAUUCUGGUUAAUGGAGAAAAGUUUUUAACAAUGAUAAAAAGGUGUUUAUCUAAAGAAACCCAAUCUCAGGACUAGAUAGAAUCCAAACCUCCCCCACCUCAGUCACUGCUUGGUUCUUGAGAUGGAACUGAGUUCUACAGAUAUAGGUCUCAAAUUCUGGCCGCUCAAUUCAAAGUGCAGACAAGCCACAACAGCAAAAGGCCCGGCCCCUUACUGUGGUUAGGUUCACACAAAUUUAAAAAUAAAUUUAAACUUACAAAUAAUAAAGUAAAUACAUAUCAAAAUGUGUAAUGUUGUUGGGCUGUCAGAGGUCUGUGUAAAUUGUUUUUGUGUGAUGUCUUGCUUGUAAGCAACAUCCAACAACACACAAAGAGAACACUUCAAAAGAUCAGAUUAACUGCUACCAAUAAUAGUACCCCCAACUCUUAAACAUUUCAGAUAAUCACUUACAGAAAGGCAGCAGUAUACUAAAAUAUAAUAUAGAGAUCAGCCUUGCUAAGGGUUAAGCUUACUUGUCCAUUUUUGUCAUUGACAAUCCCCUAUUUCUCAAUGCAACUUCCUCUUUCUGCUGAAGAAUAACAGAGCACAGACUACAGUGACACAAAAUAUGUAAAGAGAAGUACUGGACGGAGCACUAGCAGCAGUUGUCAGAAAUGGCAGCAUCUACAGUCUCCAAAGAUUCAGAGGGUAUAUACACUGACCUGGCCUCUCCAUACCAAGAUGUGUACAGCACACUGGGCCAGACCUCACUCAACAGCCCAGGAGCUCAGCACACAGAGAAAAGUGGACAAAGCCCAUAUCCCUACAGACUGGCUGCAGUGUGUCUGGGGCUGCUGUGUGCUCUCUUAUUGGCUGCAACAUUAGUCCUGUGUGUCCUCUAAACAGAUGCGGUGCAUUAAAACCAGUAGCAAUGGACCCUUGCAAGAGACCACCAGCCACUGUGUCCAUUGGCCCUCCUUUCACACCAUCAAACAAACACAUUUAAACUAACCAGGACCAAUCACACAAGGACACCUACACACACUGAACAUAAACACCUGACAAUGGAGAAUGGGUUUAAUAGGAUAAGAUGAGGUUCCAAUCACCAAUGCACUGGCAUGACCAAUAAAUAUUUAUUGCAUUAGGGUGAUGAAUGAAUGAAUGAACAUAAGGGUACCCUUAAUACCUCCUCCAAUACAGCCAACACGUAUUCCAAACACAUACAAUAACCCAUUAAUAAACAAACAUAAAAAUACCAUAAACGUGACACCCAUUCAGUCCUGGCUACUCCCUCCCCUAAGCCAGGGGGUACCUACCAGGACAUUGGUGAUUUUACAUUACGAUUAAUAUGCAGUGAGUUUCAUGAUAUUGCUUUUGGCCAAUUCCCUCCAUUUUAAACUAGCUGUUUAUUAGCAUUCUAUUUUUUAAAUAUUAAAUAUUGAUGAGACAUGUCUAAGUUAUUAUGUAAAAUAUAAAAUGGUGGUGUUGAUGCCUUAUUAGUUUUAUUCUAAAACCAUUUCAUAUGUGCCAAGACCCUGCAUGCCAAUGUGAUUGAGAUCAAUGUCAUUGAGAUGAGUAGUGAACUUUACAUUCUGAAAUGUACAUUGCAAAAUAUAUACUGCAAUAUCAUUAUAGAGCUUAACUAAACAAAAAGAUUUUUCAUAAUCCUGUAAAAUAGGAAAUACAUGCCUUCCCUCUUUUUGCAAUAACACAAAUUCAUAUUUGAGACAACUUUUGUAAAGACUUUAUUUCCUAGUUUGCCUUUCUUCAGUCAAAAUUCACAGGUGAUGUGGUUAACCUGAUUUCCAGAGAUUAACACAGUGGUCUGUAUCAUACUGAACAGUGGUGAAAUGUAGUAAAAGUUCUUAAUUCAUGCAUUUUUUCCUAAAGAAUAUAUUUUGUCCUUGUGAGAUAUACAUCUAUGUCAGAGCUAUUCAAUGUUGGAGAGAGACCUGGAGGAGCUCAGAACCAAUAAUAGCAUGCUGAAUGAAGACCAGCUACAGAGAGAAUAUAACAGCCUGGAACAAGAGGAAGGGUGUAAACUCUGUCCACUGGGCUGGGAGCAGUUCUCCUUCAAGUGUUACUACUUCUCUACUGACAGGAAGAACUGGAUGGACAGUCGCAGUGACUGCAUUAAACGGGGAGCUGACCUGGUGAUUAUAGACAACGAAGAGGAGCAGGAGUUCACCACCAGAGACAAAGGAGCAGAAUCAUAUUGGAUUGGACUGACUAACUCAAAAACUAAUGGUACUUGGCUCUGGGUGGAUGGAACCCCUCUGCAGAGAGGAUUCUGGGGGAGUGGAGAGCCGUAUGAUCGUUAUGGAUUUGAUUGUGCCCAGACUAUGACUCGUGUCAGUAAAUGGACUGGUAAUCCCUGUGAUUAUAUUCAGCAUUGGAUCUUGAGGUGUUUGAGGUGUUUCAUUAGCCCCAAUGGGUGAGGGUGUACAUUAUUCAUCUGUGAAGUUCAAGAAGAAUUUGAGAGGAGAUGCUGCAAUAAAUCAGGAUGAAGGUGUAACCUAUUCUGAGGUGAAAACAACAAAAUCACCCUCCUCCAACACAGAGUGCCACUGUGGUACAACAGAGAGAAGUGGACAAAGCUCACAUCCCUACAGACUGGCUGCCAUGUGUCUCGGGCUGCUGUGUGCUCUCUUAUUGGCUGCCACAUCAGUCCUGUGUGUCCUCUGUACAAGACUAUCUCAGAACUAUUCAAUGUUGGAGAGAGACCUGGAGGAGCUCAGAGGCAAUAACAUCACCAUGAAUAGAGAGGAAGACCUUCAGCUUCAGAGAGACUACAGCACCCUGAAACAAGAGAAAGACCAGCUACUGAGAGACUACAGCCACCUGAAACAAGAGAAAGACCAGCUACAGAGCGACUACAACCACCUGAAACAAGAGAAAGACCAGCUACAGAGAAACUACAACAGCCUGAAUCAAGAGAAAGACCAGCUACAGAGCGACUACGACAGCCUGGAACAAGAGAAAGACCAGCUACAGAGAGACUGCAACCGCCUGGAACAAGAGAAAGACCAGGUACAGAGAGACUACAACCGCCUGGAACAAGAGAAAGACCAGGCACAGAGAAACUACAACCGCCUGAAACAAGAGAAAGACCAGCUACAGAGAGACUACAACCACCUGAAACAAGAGAAAGACCAGCUACAGAGAGACUACAACCACCUGAAACAAGAGAAAGACCGGGUACUGAGAGACCACAACAGCCUGAAACAAGAGAAAGACCAGCUACAGAGAGACUACAACCACCUGAAACAAGAGAAAGACCAAGUACAGAAAAACUACAACAGCCUGAAACGAGAGAAAGACCAGGUACAGAGAAACUACAACAGCCUGAAACAAGAGAAAGACCAGGCACAGAGAAACUACAACAGCCUGAAUCAAGAGAAAGACCAGCUACAGAGAGACUACAACCACCUGAACCAAGAGAAAGACCAGCUACAGAGAGACUACAACAGCCUGAAACAAGAGAAAGACCAGAUACAGAGAGACUACAACCACCUGAAACAAGAGAAAGACCAGCUACAGAGAGACUACAACCACCUGAAACAAGAAAACGACUAGCUACAGAGAGACUACAACCGCCUGAAACAA